Trematomus bernacchii (emerald rockcod) is the source of this 1906-nucleotide messenger RNA. RefSeq names its product HEXIM P-TEFb complex subunit 1 (gene hexim1). The record is from RefSeq and is a predicted model, not a curated record. Gene Ontology annotation, biological process: negative regulation of transcription by RNA polymerase II; negative regulation of cyclin-dependent protein serine/threonine kinase activity. Gene Ontology annotation, cellular component: nucleoplasm; nucleus; cytoplasm. Gene Ontology annotation, molecular function: cyclin-dependent protein serine/threonine kinase inhibitor activity; 7SK snRNA binding. The transcript has a single exon. The coding region runs from base 350 to 1441 and encodes 363 amino acids. Lineage: Eukaryota; Metazoa; Chordata; Actinopteri; Perciformes; Nototheniidae.
UGAGCAGCACACUGGACACUGUUGUGACGGUGAAACGUCGUCUCCCGCUGAAAGAUAGCCCUGACAGCAUCGAAACAGUUAAUGGUAGUUAGCGACAGUUGCUCUGACAAACCCUCGGAGGAGUAACAAGUGUUUACUGUCGAGAAGUUUCCUUUAAUUUUGCGAGAGUUUGUUUUGAAACGUCAAAACGUAAACUUCCUUUAUUAAUGAUUUUUGGGUGAUUCUGGAAUACAUACAUUUUUGUUAAAAUUUAGUUUAACGUCUUUUAACGAACUUUGAAGAUCAUUUUUGAGGGAGAGGACAUGAUCUAAAAUGUGCUAGAGUGGGACCAUCGUAGCGGAACAUCAGGAUGACAGAUCGAGCGGAGCAGACCCAUCACCUGAAAACUUUAGGCAGCCCAUCAGGUGGGAGCAGCGGAGACGCGUUGGAGCAUCUCCCAGCCAGAAGCCGUGGUGGACCAGAGAACGGCAACAGGGGGCGACAGAGAGACCAAAAGCAGCGGCAGCGGGCGGAGAAGUGUGGGGAUAUCAACACAGACAAGUUGUGGCAAAUGAAAGGCGGACCGAGGGAGGUGUGCCCUGCCUCAGCUGCCGGAAACGAGCUCUCAAAGUGCCCGAUUGCUGCCCAGUCUCAUCAGAAACCCGAUGUUCAUGCAGCGGGUGACGGUAAUCACAUCGCGCAGGGGAAAAACGGCGAAGAUAGCCCACUGGGAGAGACUUUAAACCAGGUGCAAGAUGAUAGUCAUAUCGACUCUGACACUGGCUUGGAUGCGCGUCUGGGCAAGAAGAGGCACAGGCGCAGGACCUCCAGGAAGAAGCGCAACUGGAAGCCUUAUUACAAACUUAACUGGGACGAAAGGAAAGCCCUGGAGGAGAAAGAGACGGCCAGAGCUUCUCGGUUGAGAGAGGAGAUGUUCGCCAAAGGGCUCCCAGUGGCCCCUUAUAACACCACCCAGUUCCUGAUGGACGAGCAUGACCGAGAGGAGCCCGACCUCAACACCGAGACCGGGGUCAGACGGACCUCAGGGGUCGGGACCCGCAUGGAGGACACGGGCAGCGAGGAGGACUUAUUUGAUAACGAGGAGGAGGACGAAGAUGACGGCAGCGGGGGAGGCAGCGACGGUAUCGGGAGACCUGGAAACGCAGGUGGAGAGUUUCUCCAGAGAGACUUUUCUGAGACCUACGAGAUGUACCACGUCGAGAGCCUGCAGAAUAUGACCAAGCAGGAGCUGGUGCAGGAGUACCUGGAGCUGGAGAAGUGCAUGUCCCGGCUGGAGGAGGAGAACAACCGGCUGCGGCGCGCCGUGGAGCCCGCGGGCCCUGCCGGGGAGAGCCCCCUGGUCCGGCUGGGAGACAUGGAGAAGGAGCUGGAGAGACUGAGGGCCCAAAACAUGGAGCUCCUUCAGAGCCAGCCCAGCAAUGACAGGGUCGCUACAAAGUAAUGGACACAAUUGAAGUGGGGAAAACCCCCCCUCAAAAAGGUAACAUAUGGGACUGCUGAUUUUUUUUUUGUCAUCAGUUUUCUGUAAUCAGUUUGUCAUUUGGAAGACGUGUCCUUGCAUUGUAAUGCAAUACUUUAUUUUCUGUUUGGUCCUGUUCAAAUGUUGUUUUCCAAAAAUAAAUGUAAAUAUUUCAAAAUAAGAUUCUUUUUAUAAAGGGAAUGUAUCUGACAAUACGAGAAUAUGUGUGUUUGUUUCCUGGGUCAACUCUGUAGCUGUCCAUUGACAUAAACUGUUCCGUUUCUGAAGUAAAAAAAACAUCCUUUGUUGCAUUCACCUCCAAAACAUGAAUACCAAAUGACAGCUUAUUGGGUCAGCUCGCCGAUAAUGUUUUGCAAAAAUAAAUUCCGGAGUUAAUAUUUCUAACAUUUGUGUGUUAACAUAAGUUCAAUAAAACCGUGAAAUGUC